GACGACUUUUUCGUGCUGGCGCGCAAGGAGUGCGUGCUGUUCGGGGUGCUGGACGGCCACGGGGCGGAGGGGCACGAACUGGCGCACUUCGCCCAGGAGCGCCUGCCUGCCCUGAUCAUGGAGCGCCUCAGGGAGGACAAGGAGGCUUGGGAGGAUGCCGUCAGCAAGUCCGUCAAGGACCUCGUUGUGCAGUCGAGGACGUGCUUCGAGAAGGAGGCGGAGUAUUCUGGAACCACCUUCACGAUCGCGAUGCUGGACCGAGCCGGAGGUACGGUCGAG
Prorocentrum cordatum is the source of this 279-nucleotide messenger RNA. NCBI's taxonomy places the organism in Eukaryota, Dinophyceae, Prorocentrales, Prorocentraceae. The record is from the annotation of a GenBank genome assembly.